GAGAAGAACCUGCUGCAUGGUAAUGAUGUUGCCGGCGGGUCGUGUAUUCCUUCGUGUGGGUUUCGGAUCCUUGGCGAUGCUGGAAGCUGUCUUCGGGAGCGGGCUGGGUCCGGCCAGUUCUAGUACGUCUUUCCCAGCAGUUUUUUCCGAAGGAAAUGGAAAACGGCCACAAAGCACUGCAGUACAGCAGCACAGCCCGCCGCUCCAGUCCGGUCCUGGAAGUCUUGACUUCACUGCGCGCCAGUUUACUGUGCACCGGGGCGGGAACGACGCGGAUGAUGACGACGACGACGACACAGAUGCCAUGGAAAAGGACAUGAUUUCGGUACCGCAGCACCUCGAUACUAUGCACUGA
Amoebophrya sp. A120 is the source of this 355-nucleotide messenger RNA. NCBI's taxonomy places the organism in Eukaryota, Dinophyceae, Syndiniales, Amoebophryaceae. The record is from the annotation of a GenBank genome assembly.